UUCCCAAGUAGGUGUGGUGCGCUAAACCAAUUGUUUUCAGUGUGAAUUUUUAGACGAUUCUUUUUUUUCUUUUCACAAAACUUGGGUGCCUAAGUGUACAUACACGAAGUGAUAGCUACGGGUGGAACAAGUCGUGCAUAACGCGCCAAAAAAUGUGACAACAACUUAGCAAGCGUAAUAGCAAACUAAUAGCGAACUAAAUUCAUUUUCGUUUCUGUGCAAACUGUUUUGUGUUUUUUUUUUUUUGUUUUUGUUCGCUGACACUCAAGCGGCACUUGCCACUUGUUGCAUGACCGCACACGAUAAGUUGGAUAAGCUUAUCUAACAAACCAGUUAUUUAUUUCUCGUCGUCAAAUUUUCCGCCGCUCUGCGUACAACCACAACAACACAAACAAGCAACUGCAACAACACACAUGCGAGAGCGUAAUCGCUUAUGUAUUUGACAGUAAUUUGCUCGCGUGCGAUUUCUCCAAACGCCGAAACGAGGCGCCCGACCCGGCCCACACCAGCAAAGACCUUGCUGCUGCCGUCUAGCGCACAGUUUGUUCUUCGCCAGAGUUAUUGACCCUUGCCAAACGAGAUUUUUCGCAUUCUACAACAAACGUUUUACGGUUUUUCCUUAAGUGCGCGCAAACUUUUCGUAAGUACUCGUUUCGUGCGACGUUGUACGUGUCGGCAGGGUUUGAAAUGGAACGCGAUGAUUACGCUUUGAAUCUCGUCGAAAAGAAUAACCGGCAUGGCGGCGCUGGUGGCGGCGUGGUCAUUGUGCCCGCUGGCGGCAGCGGCCCACAGAGCAGCGGUGUGACGAGCAGCGUUGUGCCGGUGAGCAUUCUAAAGCCACAAAUCGUUCCAGCCCAACCGAAGACGCUGCAGCACUUGCCGAAACGUCCAGCGGUGGAUCUGGGCUUCCACGAUCUCACAUAUCGCGUCAAGGAGGGCAAUCGCAGCAAUGCCAAGACUAUACUCAAAGGCGUCAGUGGUCGCUUGCGCUCCGGCGAGCUUACAGCUAUUAUGGGACCGUCCGGUGCUGGCAAAAGUACAUUGCUCAACAUACUCUCCGGCUACAAAACGACAAAUAUCGAAGGUGUCGUCACGAUGAAUGGACGCGAACGUAAUCUGAGCGUUUUCCGUAAAUUAUCCGCUUACAUAAUGCAGGAUAAUCAAUUGCAUGGCAAUUUAACCGUCCAGGAGGCGAUGACUGUGGCCACCAACUUGAAGCUGAGCAGGAAAUUCUCGAAGGCGGAAAAGAACUCUAUGAUCGACGACAUCUUACUCACACUCAGCUUGAGCGAACAUCGCAACACACUCACACGAAAUUUGUCUGGUGGACAGAAGAAACGGCUGUCCAUUGCACUAGAGCUCGUCAGCAAUCCGCCGAUUAUGUUCUUCGAUGAGCCCACAUCCGGUCUGGACAGCUCAACUUGCUUCCAAUGCAUACAUUUGCUCAAAAUGUUGGCGGCUGGUGGUCGCACCAUCAUUUGCACCAUUCACCAGCCGUCGGCACGUCUUUUCGAGAUGUUCGAUCAGCUGUACACGCUAGCCGACGGUCAGUGUGUUUAUCAAGGCAGCACGAAACAGCUGGUGCCGUUCCUCUCAACACUGAGUUUGGAAUGUCCCAGCUAUCACAAUCCGGCGAGUUAUGUGAUUGAGGUCGCUUGCGGUGAACAUGGUGAUCACACACGUAAAUUGGUGGAUGCAAUCGAUAACGGUAAAAAGGAUAUACGCACCGCUGCCGAUUAUGAGGGUUUGAAGAUGCGCAACGAUUUGGUGAAGGUGCAUAAUUUGAAGGCGAUAUUGGAUAAGAAUGCAACAAAUGCAAAUAACGGUAAAUACGAGGAGAAUUUAACGCUCAAUAAUGGCAUAUUGAAUGGCAAUCUGGUGAAUGACAUUGUGAAGAGUUCGAAUGUGUCGGCAGCCGGUGCUAGCGCUGCGCCUGUGGUGAGCACGAAUGACAAGGGUGAUGCGAUGAUCGAUGUGGAGAAGGCGGAUAACUGCACGACGGCUUUGUUGAGCGAGGAGAUCACUUCGCCCGAACGCUAUCCUACGUCGCAGUUCCAUCAGUUCUGGGUGGUGUUGCGUCGCACAUUGCUCUUCAGUUAUCGCGAUUGGACCCUUAUGUACUUGCGUUUAUUUGCUCAUCUGUUGGUUGGCUUCCUCAUCGGCGCUCUUUACUAUGACAUCGGCAAUGACGGCGCUAAGGUGCUGAGUAAUCUGGGCUUCCUCUUCUUCAACAUGCUGUUCUUGAUGUACACGUCCAUGACCAUAACGAUCCUGUCAUUCCCUCUGGAGAUGCCGGUGCUGCUCAAAGAAAACUUUAAUCGCUGGUACUCGCUCAAGUCUUACUAUCUAGCCAUCUCUGUCGCCGAUCUGCCAUUCCAAGCAAUAUUCUGCGUUGUCUAUGUGAGUUUGGUCUACUAUUUCACCUCGCAACCGUGGGAGCUCUUCCGCUUCGGUAUGUUCUUGGCCGCUUGCCUCAUGAUCGCCUUCGUCGCACAGUCCGUGGGUCUCGUAGUCGGCGCGGCAAUGAAUGUGCAGAACGGUGUGUUCUUAGCGCCCGUCAUGUCUGUGCCCUUCUUGCUCUUCUCCGGCUUCUUCGUGUCCUUCGAUGCGAUACCCAUAUAUCUACGCUGGAUCACAUAUCUCUCUUACAUCCGCUACGGUUUCGAGGGCACCGCUUUGGCCACCUACGGCUAUGGUCGUGAGAAACUCAAGUGCUUCCAGACCUACUGUCACUUCAAGUCACCGCUCACCACACUCGAGGAGCUCGAUAUGGUCGACGCUAACUUCACACUCGAUAUUGUUGCGCUCAUUGUGAUCUUCGUGGUGUUGCGAGUUUCCGCCUAUCUCUUCUUGCGCUGGAAGCUGAAGACCACGCGAUAAAAUACGAGCUUUACUCUUAAUUACUUUCUAUUUUCUUCGAUUUUGUUGUGGUUUCUUAUGCUUGGCGUUCGUUGUAAGUGUACGAAAGUCAUGACAGGAUCAUUCUAUACUAUGCACACUGUUUUUUUGUAGUAACGGUAACGUGGUUACUUUGUUUAAAUUGAAUGAAAGUGAUAAUAGACACGUAUGUGAACGAAAAGUGAUUUCAUAUUGUUAUAUGUACAAUACAAUUAAAUGAGCAUAAAUUAGGUUAAAGCUUUUCAAGUUGUGUGUAGUAGCGGUGGGUUAGCGGUUCUUUCAAGACACAAAGCUCAAGCGUUAAUACAUACCAACACACAUACGCGCAUAAUACGUUGCAUGGUCUGCGUGCAACCACAAUUUCAAUACGCCAAUUUUUCAAUUAUUUUAAAGCGAAAUGAUGAACAAUUUUUUUUUUAGUUCUUAAACACACAUAUAUCACUAGUAUAAGCAUUGUACAUACAUAUAUACAAGUAGAGAGUUAAUAAAACGAUAAAUACGCUGCUAAUCAAUAUUGAAAUGCAACAAAAAUCAAAAAUUUUUGAUAAACAAAAAAAUCAGUUAAAUUUAAUGGCUGCUUUUGUAAGCUGUAUCGAUGUGAAUUUGUUAUGAAAUAACUUUUUGGAGCAAUUUUUAUGUAAAUUUUUUAAAUUUUUACUGUUUACAAACGUAAGACGACAAAUAAUCAAAUUCAUACAAAAUUUAAGAAGCCACAAAAUAUUUAUUCCAAUAAUAUGUAAAAUCGUUGAUAGUGGUACGAGUAAAUAAGUUUCUUUAAAAGUAAAUCGACAGAAUUCUCGCGAAGAUCUGUUGUCGGUUCAUUUACGAAGUAUUCCACUGCGUAUUUUUUUAUAAAUGGUGUUUUUUAUAGACAUAUUUAAUCGUAUAUUAUAAGCAUAUUUAUAGGAAAUAAAGAGCUUUACAAGCAAUUUGAUAUAUGUGGAA
Molecule: messenger RNA, 3843 nt
Organism: Zeugodacus cucurbitae (melon fly)
Lineage: Eukaryota; Metazoa; Arthropoda; Insecta; Diptera; Tephritidae
Product: ATP-binding cassette sub-family G member 1
Exons: 8
Coding region: 688-2880 (730 amino acids)
Cellular component (GO): plasma membrane
Molecular function (GO): ABC-type transporter activity; ATP binding; ATP hydrolysis activity
Source: RefSeq, a predicted model, not a curated record